UCGGGCCGGCGCUGCGCGUGGCUGCCAUGGCGGCCGGGGAAGCAGUGGCGUCGGGGCUCCCGGGGGUCGCCGCCGCCCCCUCGCCCGCCGGGGCCCCGGCGCCCCACGAGAAGAGCCUGUUCCGGCCGAUCAGCGCCGAGGAUGAGGAGCAGCAGCCCACCGAGAUCGAGUCGCUGUGCAUGAACUGCUACCGCAACGGCACGACGCGUCUCCUGCUCACCAAGGUGCCAUUCUUCCGAGAGAUCAUCGUCAGCUCCUUUUCCUGCGAGCACUGUGGCUGGAGCAACACGGAGAUCCAGUCGGCGGGCCGGAUCCAGGACCAGGGGGUGUGCUACACGCUGGCCGUCAGGAGCCGGGAGGACCUGAACAGAGAAGUAGUGAAGACGGAUUCGGCCACCGCGAGGAUCCCCGAACUGGAUUUUGAAAUUCCUGCCUUCAGCCAGAAGGGAGCUCUGACCACUGUGGAGGGAUUAAUCAGCCGCGCCAUCUCUGGCCUGGAGCAGGACCAGCCGCUCCGGAGGGCAAAGGAUGUGGCCGUGGCCAAAAGCAUCGAUGAGUUCAUUGGCAAACUGAAAGAGCUCAAGCAGUUGGCCUCGCCUUUCACUCUGGUCAUCGACGAUCCCUCGGGGAACAGCUUUGUGGAAAACCCACACGCUCCCCGCAAAGACGAUGCCCUGGGGAUCACACACUAUAACCGGACUCCGCAGCAGGAGGAGAUGCUUGGGCUCCGGGCAGAUACGUCAGGAGGGGAGCCGGAAGAGGAAGACCUCCGAAAUGAAGUGCUGCAGUUCAACACAAACUGCCCAGAGUGCAACGCUUCGGCUCAGACCAACAUGAAGCUAGUCCAAAUCCCACACUUUAAGGAGGUCAUCAUCAUGGCUACCAACUGCGAGGUCUGCGGCCAUCGUACCAAUGAGGUGAAGUCGGGAGGCGCGGUGGAGCCUUUGGGCACGAAGAUCACCCUGCACAUCACAGACCCCUCGGAUAUGACCCGAGACCUCCUCAAGUCUGAGACGUGUAGUGUGGAGAUCCCAGAGCUGGAGUUUGAACUGGGCAUGGCUGUCCUGGGGGGCAAGUUCACCACCCUGGAGGGGCUGCUGAAGGACAUCCGGGAGCUGGUGACCAAGAAUCCUUUCACGCUGGGUGACAGCUCCAAUCCAGACCAGGCGGAGAAGCUGCAGGAGUUUAGCCAGAAAUUGGACCAGAUCCUGGAGGGGAACAUGAAGGCUCACUUGAUCAUGAACGACCCAGCAGGAAACAGCUACCUGCAGAACGUGUACGCCCCCGAAGCAGAUCCCGAGAUGAAGGUGGAGCGCUACCAGCGCACAUUCGACCAGAACGAGGAGCUGGGGCUCAACGACAUGAAGACGGAGGGCUACGAGGCGGACCAGGCUGCGCAGCGGUAGCGACUUCUGAACUGGACCAGCAUCCAGGGCUCGGAGGGCAGGGGGACCAGCAGGGAUCGGAGAGACAGGCCGCGCAUCCUCCACCAGGCCUUGUCGACGGUGGAACAUCCAGUCUGAGUCGAGCCCUCGGAGUGUCCUGGAACUUUUCUUAGAGGUUUUGCAUCGGCCUGGGAGGAAACAAGAAGUGAACCACGGGGAAAGUCAUCCUUGCUCCGUCCCUACCAAGCCCCUCCCUUCCCCGCCCACCACAUGCUGUCCUCUUGGUGACCACUCUGAAGUUGGAGCGGAGCAGCGCCGAUCCCCUUCGGAGAUUGGGACCUGGUUGGGGGGUGUAUUAAACCCCAACUGUCCAUGGCACUGGACUCCAGAACUGAGGGUGGCCGGGAUCUCAUUAAAACCACAACAGCAGCGGCACGCACCU
Sorex fumeus (smoky shrew) is the source of this 1827-nucleotide messenger RNA. It is a transcript of the gene ZPR1, whose product is annotated as ZPR1 zinc finger. The coding region runs from base 27 to 1406 and encodes 459 amino acids. The record is from RefSeq and is a predicted model, not a curated record. Gene Ontology annotation, cellular component: nucleus; cytoplasm. Gene Ontology annotation, molecular function: zinc ion binding. Lineage: Eukaryota; Metazoa; Chordata; Mammalia; Eulipotyphla; Soricidae. The transcript is spliced from 14 exons.